AUAUCUAUCGCGACCACAACACCCGCCACCCAAAUCGAGUUCGGACAAUCCGACCCACCACCGACCCACCCCUACCCCCCCACGCUCCCGAACAACAACACACACCCUCCUUCACCCUCUUCACUUCUCCACUCAUGGCCGACGCGCACAGCGACAAAACGGCCGCCAUGGACCCAGCAAGCAGCUCCAAGGUCGACCUCAAGGCAGGCAGCGGGCAGAGCAGCCCCGCCGCCUCGGUCCACUCGGCUUCCGCGCCGACGCCCAAGAGCCGCUCGUCGAAACGCGACGCCAGCGGCAGCAGCACGCCGCGCGAGAACAACCACCUCGUGGUCGACGAGAUGCCCGCGUGGCGCUUCUGGGCCAUCUUCGUCGGUAUCCUCAUGUCCAUCUUUUUGUUCUCGCUCGACCAGCUCAUCGUCGCGACUGCCAUCCCGAAAAUUACCGCCGAGUUCAACUCGCUCACCCAGCUCAGCUGGCUCGCGUCUGGUUUCUUCCUCCCCCUCCUCGGCCUCAACCUCAUCUACUCGCAAUGGCUUGAGAUCUUCCCCUCGAAAGUAGUCAUCAUGUUCGCCGUCUUCAUCUUCGAAGUCGGCUCGCUCGUCUGCGGCGUGGCCCCCAACAUGGUCGUGCUCAUCCUCGGGCGUGCGAUUGCCGGCGCGGGCGCCGCAGGCAUCUUCUCCGGCGGCAUCAUCAUCAUUGCGGAGAUCAGCCCGCUCCACAAGCGCCCCCAGCACCUCGCCCUCAUCGGCGUGUGCUUUGCCAUCGCGUCGGUGCUUGGGCCGCUGGUGGGUGGCGCUUUCUCGGACCAUGUGUCGUGGCGCUGGUGCUUCUACAUUAACCUUCCCCUCGGCGGCGUCGCCCUCGCCCAGCUCCUCUUCUUCCUCCCCAUGAAGCCGCCCCUUGGCCGCCGCGACUCAUGGACGGGAUGGAACAAGGGCAUGAUCCUCCAGGUGCUCAAGUGCGACUGGAUGGGUGCGGCAAUCUCCAUGGCCUGGGCCGUGUGCCUCAUCCUCGCCCUCCAGUGGGGCGGCGUGACCAAGAAGUGGAACGACGGGUCGGUCAUCGCCUGCCUCGUCCUCACCGGCGUGCUCCCCUUCGUCUUCUUCCUCUGGGAGUGGUGGAUCGGCCCCGAGCGCCAGAUGUUCAAGAUCCACCUCAUCUUCCGCCGCACCGUGUUCGGUGCGAGCCUCACGCUCUUCAUGAUCUUUGCCGUCUUCAUGAUCGACGUCUACUACCUGUCCGUCAACCUGCAGGCAGUGUACCACUUCAGCGCGACCGCUGCCGGUGUGCGCCUGCUGCCCCUCAUCAUGGUGCAGAUCUUCUUCCUCAUCCUUUCGUCGCGCAUCAUCCCCAGGAUCGGCUACUUCAAGCCGAUCGUGGUCGCUGGCCCUGCGUUCCUGGCCAUCGGCUCGGGCCUGCUGUAUACGAUCCGCUAUGGCCACCCCAUCGCGCGCCUGUACGGCUUCCAGGUGAUCCUCGCGGUCGGUAUCGGUCUGGCGCUCCAGAACUCGAUGCUCGGCGUCCAGAUCGAGCUCAAGGGCGAGCCCCAGUUCGUCUCGGCCGGCAUGGGCAUGUGUACGUUUGUCGGCUUUGCAGGCCGUAUCAUCGGCAUCUCGCUCGGCGGCUCAGUGUUUGAGAACAUGAUCCAGCGCAACCUCCGCACCCACGUCCCCCAGCUCCCCGCGCAGCUCGUCCUCGCUGUCGUCAACGACGCUACGGCUGUCUGGAAGCUGCCCGAGGCGCUGCAGCAGCCCGUGCUUGUGCAGUACCAGGACACGCUCUCCGUCGUAUACAUCAUUGGUGUCCCGUUCGCCAUCCUCGGCUUCUUUGCUGCGCUUGUCAUGAAGAAUGACAAGCUGCCGAGCAAGGCCGAGACGCAGGCGCAGAACGCGGCCGCCAAGGAGCGCGCCGCUGCCAAGGCUGCCGAGGCCAAGGGCGACAUUGAGGCUGCCGCUGGCGCAGAGAAGGAGUAGAGAGUGCUUUACAGUCGCCAUUAUAGAUAUCCCCCACUCGAUUAGACCAAGUUAGAUGUAAUACUUUAGUGUUGA
Molecule: messenger RNA, 2048 nt
Organism: Vanrija pseudolonga
Lineage: Eukaryota; Fungi; Basidiomycota; Tremellomycetes; Trichosporonales; Trichosporonaceae
Gene: aurT
Product: Rubrofusarin-specific efflux pump aurT
Exons: 3
Coding region: 135-1973 (612 amino acids)
Biological process (GO): transmembrane transport
Cellular component (GO): plasma membrane
Molecular function (GO): transmembrane transporter activity
Source: RefSeq, a predicted model, not a curated record